This is a messenger RNA of Stegodyphus dumicola, 1848 nucleotides long. RefSeq lists its product as uncharacterized. The record is from RefSeq and is a predicted model, not a curated record. Lineage: Eukaryota; Metazoa; Arthropoda; Arachnida; Araneae; Eresidae.
AUGCCUGUAUACCAGUGCAGGGAAUGCUGCCAAGUGAUCCGGAGGCGGGAUUGCCCUAAAGAGUUGCAUAAGUGCGGAACCACCAAGUGUCCGUCUUGCGGCCAGUUUGUCGUGGCUGCUGAGCACCGUUGUUAUUUGCGACGUGUUGCUCCGAAGAAGUCCGAUGACAAGCUCAUCUUCUUUGACUUCGAAACGGAUCAGUCUUCGGGGGAACACCUCGUAAAUUUCGCGGUGGCUCAGUAUGCCGACGGCACAGAAAAAGUGUUUCCGGGCUACACGGCAUGUCAAAACUUUUGCGCCUGGCUGUUCUCCACAGAUCACAAGGGCUUCACUGCCGUGGCUCAUAACAUGAAAGGGUUCGACGGACAGUUCGUGAUGGCCUGGCUCCUGGAGCAAGGCACAGCGCCGGAGGUGAUCCCUAACGGGUCUAUGAUCAUGUGUUUAAGACACCCUAGUCUGAACAUUCGGGUCAUAGACUCGUUAAAUUUUCUACCGAUGGCGUUGGCCAAACUGCCGGGAUGCUUCGGCCUCAGCGAGUUGAAGAAAGGAUACUUCCCGCAUCUCUUUCAACUCCCGAGAAAACCAGAGUUAUGUCGGAACGCUACCGGAGCCCCACUAUUACAGCCCGGACACCAUGAAUCGGACGUGGAUAUUCUUCGUCGUUGCUGCCUGGAAUUUCGAGCCCAGUUUUUGGAUGUGGCGGGUGUGGAUCCAUUCCAAUACGUGACCAUUGCGUCAGCCUGUAUGGCAACGUAUCGGAGUGGCCACAUUCAGCCCGACACGAUUGCCAUGGUGCCCACACACGGCUACGUCAACUCAACGAAUUACAGCCCUGAUUCGAUCCGGUGGUUGGACUUUGUUGCUGCUUCGGAAAGCAUUGCCAUUCAACAUGCGUUGAACGGUUCCGGAGAGCACAGAAUCGCCGGAAUCUCGGUAGACGGUUUCUGCCAAGCAACACAAACCGUCUAUCAGUUUCAGGGCUGUGUUCUUUCCAUGGGUGUAGUUCGUGCUAUGACGGGUGAUGUCAUUCAUCCACUAAAAGGGGUUUCCAUGGCAACCUUGAGGGAGAAAACAGAGGACACCACACGAAAACUUCGAGCCCAGGGUUUCCACGUCAUAGAAAUGUGGGAGCAUGAGUUUCAGAGAGAAAAAGAGGAAAAUCCAGAUCUCCAAGCUUUCCUGGAUCAACACCAUCUGAGGGACCGGCUCAAUCCUCGCGAGUCAUUUUUUGGAGGAAGGACCAAUGCCCUCAAAUUGUUCCACGAGGGAGACGCAAAAUAUGUGGAUUUUACUUCACUCUAUCCAUGGGUUCUGGCGAGUGAUUCCUCCACGGAAUCUGUAUCUUCCAGUACUGCCCUAUCGGUGCCGGAAGAAGCUGAUGUUCCCCCUGUGUCGGACUUGCGCCCUUCUUCAACUGCAGACUCCGUGUACCCACACAGACGACGAGCGAGCUCUUGUCGGAACGUGGGUAACGGAGGAAGUCAAACUGGCGAAAAAGAAAGGCUACCGCAUCACACAUAUUUACGAGUGUACAUUUCCAGCAUCGUCUACUUCUUGUUUAUUCCUAAAUUGAUUUUUUUGAAGAUUUUUUUCACACAUAUUUACGAAGUGUACCAUUUCCAGGCAUCGUCUACUUCUCUGUUUCGUUCCUACAUUGAUCUGUUUCUGAAGAUCAAGCAGGAAAGUAGCGGAUGGCCUUCGGAGUGUGUGACGGAAGAAGCCAGACUGAAGUACAUUCGCCAGUAUGAAGAAAGAGAGGGCGUCAAGUUGGAGGCCGAAAAAAUAUCGAAAAACCCUGGGCGUCGACAAGUCGCCAAGUUGGCCCUGAACAGUUUCUGGGGCAGGUAA